AUGUCUUCUCCGUCUUCGGACUUGAAGGGCUCGUGCCCGUCCCCAUUCUUGCAAGAGAGCGCUUUUCCAAUUACUGGCGGAUUCGUUCCGGGUCGCUUCUGUAUGCCUAUAGCCGAACUACAGAACUUGACCUGCUGUCUGCCCUGUCCGUUGACUGACUGGACGUACUCUGAUGGAUUCGAGAGCCAGACUGAGAUUGCCAACUGGGUCAAUGUGGCAGCUUUCAUUCUCUCGAUUUAUCUCAUCCUGUCAUUCAUUGUACUCCCGGUGAAAUACACACAUCGACACUACUUAAGUGUCUGCCUCACCCUGGGUGUGGUUUUCCUCGAGCUUGCCUUCAUCAUCCCUCUGGCAGCAAAGCCUGAUCAGUGUUACAAUGAAAUCACACCAAACGACAUGCACUCCAGCGGUGUCUGCGCGAUCAGCGGUGCCUUCCUAUUGUUCGGAGGAUGGGCAAUUAUAAUCUGGGUGUUCUGCCGCUCGCUCGCCCUUCAUCUACAGAUCUGCUGGGAAGUGGUGCCAGGAGACAAGUUCUUCUACGCUUCAUUGGCUUUCGGCUGGCUCAUUCCGAUUGUUGGCCUAGCGUUGACCUUGAGCUUGACCGGCGUCUCCUUUCGGUUUGGAAAUGUCUGUCACAUCAACCAUAAGGAUGCUCUACAGGAUUUCUGGGGCCCACUUCUGGCCUUUGCCGCCUUGGGGUUGGUCCUCCAAUUUAUCACGAUAGGGUACUGCGUUCACGUCUACAUGAAGAGCUUUCUUGACGACAAACCAACUACCAAUGCCAGUUCUCAAGCUCCGACAUACUCAAACAGUGUGAGAACAUUGUCGGCAAGACAAACUUACCGACGGGUCAAGAAACUUGUCGUGCUCCAAUGGCGGGGUGCAAGCAUUGUACUUGUCAUUAUCGCGGAAGUCGUCUUCUUUUCCGUCGUGUUCGUGUCAAUGGACAAUAGCACUCAAGUCAACGAACAGCUCCUGCAAAAGGCCACUCCUUGGAUUUCUUGCUUGGUUCUAGCUCAAGGAGACAAGAACCAAUGCUUGCCUUACGCGAGAGGACUGGUCAAGUCUGAGGGCGUUGUUUUGGCGGUGCUUAUUAUCCUCGGACUCAGCGGUUUCUGGUGCCUUAUGUUCUUAGGCCGAUGGCACAUGACCCAGGGCUGGAUGGAGUUCUUCCGCCUAAGGUUCCACCGACAGCAUGAAUUUGUCUCGGCUGAUGCUAGACGCCUAUCGACCGACCCUCGUACGUACGAAAUGCUAAGCGGGACGGGGCCACCACUGAACAUUCAAUCCCCAGAUCGGGUCUUGACCAGUCCGAAUCCGCGCUCAGACUUCUCCCCCGAACCGGAUUCGAAACGAGACCACUUUAUUCCCGCUCGUGCCUACGUCAACCCGGAUUCGAGCUACUCCUACCCGAGGCCGCCCAGUCACCUCCAAGAUUGGGAUCCAAAAUCAACUCAUGCAAAACCGGGGGAGGCUGGCAAAGGCUACGACGUCAAAAUCUACAAAGGCUGA
Molecule: messenger RNA, 1512 nt
Organism: Capronia epimyces CBS 606.96
Lineage: Eukaryota; Fungi; Ascomycota; Eurotiomycetes; Chaetothyriales; Herpotrichiellaceae
Exons: 5
Coding region: 1-1512 (503 amino acids)
Biological process (GO): cell surface receptor signaling pathway; G protein-coupled receptor signaling pathway
Cellular component (GO): membrane
Molecular function (GO): G protein-coupled receptor activity
Source: RefSeq, a predicted model, not a curated record